Molecule: messenger RNA, 654 nt
Organism: Trypanosoma grayi
Lineage: Eukaryota; Euglenozoa; Kinetoplastea; Trypanosomatida; Trypanosomatidae
Product: kinetoplast-associated protein-like protein
Exons: 1
Source: RefSeq, a predicted model, not a curated record
AUGGGUAAAUUGGCCUACUUGAUGGCACUGUGCUGCCUCAGUUCAGUACUAUUGGUUGCAGCGGAAGAGGUGUUAAAUGCUGAAGUGGCCGGAACAUUUCCGGUGGAAUAUGAGCAACCAGGUGAGGAUUUCGCGCAUCCUUUACAGGAGUAUGGUGAUACUAUCAAGAGUCAAGAAGAUAAAAUUCAUCGUUUGGAGGCAGAGGUUGCGCGACUGCGGCAAAAAGAAGAGAGUCCCGAAGGCUCAGAAGAAAAUGGGGUGGUGACGCCCCAAACGAGAGAGGAAGAAACGAUGUGGCACCAAGCUGAGGUUGAGGAGGCGAGGCUGCGCCAAGCUGCAGCCGAUGCUGAAGAGGCUCAGCGGCAGCAAGGUGAGGCUGAAGAAACGGGGCAGAGCCAAUCUGAAGCCAAAGAGACAGCGCUGCGACAGGCUGAAGCUGAAAAAGCAAGUCUGAGCCAGGCUGAGGCUGAAGAGGCUCAGAGGCGGCAGGCCGAGGCUGAAGAAGCAUUGCGACGGCAGUCUGAAGUUGAAAAGGCAAAGCGACGGCAGGCUGAGGCUGAAAAGGCAAAGCGGCGGCAGGCUGAGGCUGAAAAGGCAAAGCGGCGGCAGGCUGAGGCUGAAGAGGCUCAGAGGCGGCAGGCCGAGGCUGAAGAG